Messenger RNA from Brassica napus (rape), 3475 nucleotides. RefSeq names its product protein IQ-DOMAIN 4. Bases 1880 to 3475 code for a protein of 531 amino acids. NCBI's taxonomy places the organism in Eukaryota, Viridiplantae, Streptophyta, Magnoliopsida, Brassicales, Brassicaceae. Gene Ontology annotation, molecular function: protein binding. The transcript is spliced from 6 exons. The record is from RefSeq and is a predicted model, not a curated record.
CAUAAAUUUUAUAAUUUACAAUGGCUUAUUUUUCCUCAUUUAUUGGAGAGAAUAGGUUUUUGGUGCUUUCUCAAUUUUCUUUUUGAAUAGUUCUUAAAAUUUAUUCAGAAAAACACUUUUGUACAGAUUUAGCUACUUAAAAAACAUAGCAUUAAUUGUUUUUUUUUAAACAUAGUAUAUUAUGGAGAAACUAAAGUCUUGUAGCAAGCCAUGAAUGAAGUUGUCCAUCAUACUUUCGGGUUUCGAGUAACAUUGACUGUGAGGCAUUGUUUCCUGACCUGCAUGUCAAGCAUCUUCACCAUCGAUGCGGUUAGAGUUUGGAGAGCUCCAUGUCUUCUGUUAUUCGGUUCACGCCAAAGUGAAUAAAGAGUGAUAUGGAAAAUAUAUCUCAAGAGGAAAAAAUGCUUUGUUUCUUGCAUUGAGUCGAUAAGAAACCCAAUUAAGUCUUCCCAGUGCAUAGUAUACCGCGAGAGGAGAACACUGGCUGAACAUACUUCUUGAGAAAAGUCGUAAUUAAAAAAGAGAUGGUCUCACGAUUCCGAAUAGUGUUGGCAGAGAAUACACAUAAUAGGGUCAGAGCCGGUAUUGGGCAAAGCCUAACGAAACAUUGGCUUUAAGUCCUCAAUUUUUUUGAAAAAUAUUACAUAGAAAAAGCUUACUGUAGGGUCAAUACCCACUUCCACGCAAGCAUACAGUCUGCAGUUGUAACCGAUUAUGCAUGGCCAUUGGCCAGCCACGUGAGGAAAUCAUAUUUUGGAUUAGCAUUAGCAAACCAUACACACGAAUACCAGCUCACUAUUGGUGCAAUACUCCUCAAAAGAUUGUAAGUAUUUUUGUUUGUACUGAAUUGUCUUAUGAAAGUCUCUGCAUUAUGUUUCCAUAAAGUAACAUCAUCACCUACGGUCAUUUUCAUACGCGCUGUUGGUUCAGAGCUUCAAUCAUACCAUAGAUUUCCAAUCUGUGUUGUCUUGUCCGACGAGUUAGAGUAGUUGUUACACUUGCAGUCAAAGAGAUUCCCAUAUCAAUGCAUCUCCUCACUCCAACAAGGUAUCGGACAGGGUUCUCAAAAGUCUUAUAGCUUCUCUUCUAAUCUCUUUGAUCAUCAAUAAAUAUGUUUCAAAUAACUUACUAUCGAAUUCAAUAUGUAAUGGAAUCCGUGCAUGCUUCCAGUGCGUGCCGAUCUCAUAUUAAACAACAUUCCCGGUUUAGGCUUGAGAAAGUAAAACACUCUAAUUUAUGUAAACACCAAAUCAACCAUCUACAACAAGUAUAAAGAGGUGUGCACGUACUCACUUUGCCGGCUUCCAAUUAAAUAAUAUAACUGAAAGCAGCUAUUUGUUAUACGUUAUAACUGUUAUAAUUCAUGGAACCGAAGAGUUUUAGCAUCCCAUUUACUAAUUACUAUAUGUAGUUUCUUCUCUACUUUUCGAAUAAAAACCAUCUAUUAUUGCAAUUUUUGUUAACAAUAGAAGUUUCGGGUUUUUUACUUAUAAUUUCUAGACUUAGAGUUGGUUUUUACAUAUUCCGAUUUAAAUAAUAAUCUUGUGUAUCAAAUUUUGUUUUAAUCCAAGACCAUUAGACCUACCGCUGAUAGGUUAAUUCGCAUUUUCUUUUCAUCUUUAGUAUUGGUUUAUUUAUAAUUCUAAAAAUCAUAACUCCAGAAUAAAUAAUUAAAUGGAAUAUGCUAGGAAGAACAACGAAGCAGAGAAAUUUUUUUAAAUAAAAAGAAGAAAAAAAAACUUAAAAGAGGUUAUUUAUAACUUAAUGUAUCUGUCGUUAAAUCUGUUGAAUAGUUCUAACAAAACACAAUCGUUACAAAAGUCAAUUGGGUUCCCACGAAACGGUGGGGCCCUUCGUGACCAGGAGAAUCAAAAAGAAGAUGGGAAAAGGCUGGUUGGCAUGUGUCUCGGUUUCGUGUUUAUCAUCAGGAAAAGACAAAAAACAACAAAGACCAGAGAAAGAGAAGAAGAAAUGGUCUGGGAGACAAAAGAGUAGAGAAUCCAUUGAGUUCUCUGAGGAGAGGACUUCUCCGAUUGACCCUUCAUCUUCAUCUAUAACUCGGCCGUCUCCUUAUCCUCCUCCCUUGCCGGAUUUCGCUCCUCAGCCAUUGUUGCCACCACCAUCCCCUCCUCCUCCUCCUCCUCUUCUCCAUCCUCUUCCGGCAUCUGCCAGCAAUGAAGAAAAUGGUGGUUCCAAAGAAGCAAAGACUAGACAAGCUCUGGCUCUUGCAUCGGCUGUUGCAGCCGAAGCAGCUGUGGUGGCUGCGCAUGCUGCCGCGGAGGUUGUACGUCUCACGAACACGACAUCCACAAAUCAAGUUAGGGAAUCAAAGGAGGAAGCUGCCGCAAUCAAGAUCCAAAAUGCGUAUAGAUGUUACAAGGCAAGUCGAACUCUACGCAUGCUGCGAGGGAUGGCCAGACUCAAGACACUUCUGCAAGGAAAAUACGUCAAAAGACAGAUGAACGCGAUGCUUAGCUCAAUGCAAACACUUACACGUUUACAGGCACAGAUUCAAGAGAGGAGGAAUCGGUUAUCUGAAGAGAACAAAGCUCGUCAGAGGCUGGUUCAACAGAAGGGUCACCAAAAAGAACAACACAAAAACCAGAGUUUGAUUAUCGCUGGAGAUUUUGAUUCCACCAAUAGAUCAAAGGAACAAAUCAAAGCAAAGUUUGUGAACCGAAAAGAAGCUUCUGUGAGACGUGAAAGGGCUUUGGCGUAUGCUUAUAGUCAUCAGCAAACGUGGAGAAGCUCUUCAAAACUUCCACACCAGACUCUGAUGGACGCAAACACUCCGGAUUGGGGUUGGAGUUGGCUUGAACGAUGGAUGGCUUCUCGUCCGUGGGAUCCUGAAUCCAACGACGGUCAGGCCUCCUUCAAAAACUCUCUCAAACCCGAAACCUCCAUCAAGACUUCUCCAGCCUCUAAAGCUAGCCGAAAAGCUAUCCAGUUGCCGACAAACAACGAUUCCAGGGGCAUGAAGAGCGAAGGGACUAGCCACAUGCACAACGUCGGUGGUGGGUCAUCUACAAAUGUCAAAGAUGGUGAGAGCGUUGGUAGCAGCUCUUCGUCACGCAGAAGUUCCUUUGGUAAUGCGGAAGCUGGGAACCCCAAGGCUAGUGGAGAAACUACAAGCAACCCACAACCGUUGAAGAAAUCCAAGGCUGGUGUAGAAACAACAAAAAACAUGGUUAAUGCGCAAGCUAUGAAACCAAAAGCUAGCGCGGGAACAACAUUUAACUUGGCUAGCACGCAAGCUUUGAAAUCCAAGGUUAAUGUCGGAUCAACGAGCAACUUGGGCUUGCAAAAGAAGAAGGUUGUGUCUGAUAAAAACAAACCUCCGCAAGUGGUAUUGCCAAAGAAGAGGCUUUCGUCUUCUACUUCUCUUGGGCCAGGGACGAAGGUGCCCGAUUCAGACAAAGCAACAACAGGCGCUGCAAAUGGAGAGAAAAAGAGAAGAAACGGUGGUAGCCGUUAA